AGUCUGCUGGCUUUUGCUCCCUUUUUGCAGCUGUAAUGGUAACUGAAAUAUGAAUCAAACAUAGCUCUUCAUGGAAGGUUUUCAUCUUGAACUUGCUGGUUUGUGAAUGUCUUCUUCCCUGGCCUGCUAUGCUACUGUCUGGACAGUGCAGGGGCUUUACCCCAGUGGGUUCCUGGUCAUGGAGCUAAUGGGAAGGUGAAGUACAUUUUUAUGUUACCAGCACCUGGUGCUCUUGACAUGAUUUUGGGCAGGCCUGUGUGUUGAGAAGGAUUACCCCAAUUUGAUUGUUGCUUGAAUGUACUUCCUUCUUGCCUGGAUGUUUUCCUUGUGUGGUUUUGGGCUGUGCCUUGAUGCUGGAACUGAUACCUGGGUAUAAUGGUCUUCGUGAAAGUCCCACCCCUCCCUCAGCCUCCUAAAGACUCAACUUUGUCACACCUUACCUCAUUUGCAUGAGGUAAGGACUGAUUUGAACCCUCGACAGUUGUGGUUUGUCUGAAAGUUGUUGUUGGGGAGGGAGCUAGUAACCUUGUGCCUUGUUUAUGCCUUGGGUAUGACUGCGCCUGCUAGGAGGACUGCCUGUUGACCUUGCUAUGGAUUUUGCUUCAUUAUUGGUGAUUUUGGGUGCUGGCUGGACAGUGGCUUCCUGCUGCCAUUCGCCUGGGCAGUAAGGCAGUAACAAAACUGCAUUCCCAUGGAUUUUGGAUCUGUUUUGCGUAUGGGCUGAACUGGGUGGAAUUGCUGAAUUUGGUUGGUACCAAUUGUGAUGGAGCUGAUGAAUGUGGGUUGUUGAUUCCUCAGUCACUUGUUCUUGGAGUCUUGGGGGUACCCUUUACUGUGGCUUUCUCUGCUGCUUAGGGGUUUCUUAUGGCAACUUCAUGUCCUUGCUUUUGGAUCAUGCCUUUUCUGAUGUCCUUGGCUUCGGUGUUGAUGAUGGGGUAGUUUUGGUAUGCAUGAUGGAGGAUUUCGCUGGUUCUUGUUCUCUUGUUGGUGGACAUCCUAGCGAUACUCUUACCCGGUCAGUUGGAGGAUGAUUGCCAAUCAUUUUAUGCCGUCUUGAAUGGUCAGAGCUUUCUCUGGUGAUCUUGGCACUUUGUUGUCUUCCUUGAUGAGGGUGAACAACAUCGUGAACUCAGAACACAGCCCCUCGUUGUCCCAGUUUCACUAGGACAACAGAUAGGGGAUGUUGAUUCGUAGUGUGGAUACAAUGGAGCUUGCCCAACCAUGGAGCUCUUUGCACUUGGCUUUGGACUUGAAUGGACAACCCUCUGGAAAUAUGUUGUGGAUUCAGAUGGAUUUAUUGUAGAGUUUGUGUUGGCCUGUUCUUGGGGCGGGAAACUGCAGGCUUUGGACCAUUGUCGUGGAACCAAUGCUUGAAGGAAACUGCAGGAACCUAAACUUGCUUGCAGGGGGCAGGUUCCCAGCUGUUUUCACGCAAGUUUUUGCUGAUGCUGGACAUGGACUAGGUGACGCUGCUGCCCAGUACUGUUUUGCUGUUUUUGAUUGCUUGUCUGUGACUUUGGGUCCGUGGAGAGGGAGCGAUGUGUUUGGCUUGAGAUGCCACCUACAUAUGCUCCCUCCAUGCUCUGGUUUGGUCUACCAUACUACUGCCUUGAGAUGCGGGGUACUGGAAGCUGACACUGGAGCAAGGACGUGGAUUACCAUUUUGUUUUACCUGGACGGAUUAGGGUGUUACAUCAAGACUGCCAUGGAAAUAUGGCAAGGUCUUGGGAAGCUGUGUGAGGGAUCACAAGAAUUGAGAAAGCAGAAGAUAGAGGUUCUACUUGAGAAGUUCAAAAGCUUCAAAAUGCUUCCCGGAGAAUCAUUUGACUUGCUGGAUGAAAGAUUCCACAAUAUUCUAAUCAUACCAACUUCUGAAAAUCUUUUUGACAAGUUCAAAAACAUGAUGGAAGAUUUUAAGGAAAUAAAUCUUAAACACUCAUCCUUAACAGAGGAGAACAAGCUAUUGAGUGAAGAAAAUUUCAUGUUGACUAAAGGUUGGAAAAGUCAACUAUGUGAGAUCACUCAACUCAAGGCUGAGAAUAAAUCUCUCUCUGAAAAGGUGAAAUCUCUCAACAAGGACUUAGGGAUACUGAAGUCCAAAGAAGCUGGGGAUAAGCUUCUUGAGACAACCAAAAAGAAAGGUCGUGAAGGACUUGGGUUUGACCCCUCUAGUUCCAAAAGGAAAGGGAGAACAACAUUCAUUCCUCCCAAACCUACUGUCAAACCCAAUGAGCAGAAAGCGUAUCUGGAGAUGAUUGAAGCUCAAGAACUCUCUGAAUUUCUUCAUCUAGAAAUUCUUUUCAAGUAUGAAGAAGAAGUUCAAGAAUUCUACAGGAAUGGAAAAAUCAAAACCAUCCAAUACAAGAAGAAUCCACAAAGGACGAUAUUGUGACAAGUCGUAGUGCUCCACCAAAAGAAUGAUGUGACAAGUCGUAGUGCUCCACCAAAGGACAAGUGCUCCACUAUGCUCCAUUAACAAGGUGACAUGACAAAAAGCGGGGAAUCACUUUUCCCUCCACUAUUACUUCAAGACAAAGCUAUAGUUCUACACCAAUUUGAAAUCCGAAAAUCAACUCCGGAGGAAAUCAAGUCCGCAUUUGAAGUUCGGAGCUGCCUAUAAAAGGAGACCAACCACACCAUACAAGAGGCAUCAAAAAAAAAUCUCCGAUUUUAGUUUCUCUAUAUUUCCAUCCAAAAAUAUCCAUUGUAUUAUAUUUAUAUUUUUGCAAAUUUAUCAAAGUCUGUAACCAGUACAAAAUCAAGAAUCACGCUUGUAACCAGUUCUGAUCAAUAAAAUCAAAUCAUUCUCUGCAAAUAAUUUACUCUGAUGGAGAUUCUGUUAGACAAGGCGUGCAACUCUAGAGGGGGGGGGUGAAUAGAGUUGUUGAGAAUGA
Molecule: messenger RNA, 2894 nt
Organism: Cuscuta campestris
Lineage: Eukaryota; Viridiplantae; Streptophyta; Magnoliopsida; Solanales; Convolvulaceae
Source: the annotation of a GenBank genome assembly